GGAGCUCAGAGAUCCCCCGCCCCACAGUUCUGGCCACAGUCCCGGGGCGCACGGACGUGGCUAGAGUUUCCUCCGCUCUCCGAUCGCUCUCGCUCUCCUCCCCCCUCCCGCUCUUCCUCCUCUCCCGGUCUCCUACUCCAGCUUCAGCUCCACCCGGCCGGCCCCGCACGGCUCCGGGUAGCCAUGGAGGACACCCAGCUCCAUAUCAUCGAACAGCCGCUUUCCGGGUACCCUGACGCCGAGGACCCGGCGUCCUCCCUCAUGCAGGCGCCUGCGGCCGAGGAGCCGUCGGGGGCCGGCUCCGAGGAGCUGAUCAAGUCGGACCAGGUGAACGGCGUGCUGGUACUGAGCCUUCUGGACAAAAUCAUCGGCGCCGUCGACCAGAUCCAGCUGACCCAAGCCCAGCUGGAGGAGCGGCAGGCGGAGAUGGAGGGUGCCGUGCAGAGCAUCCAGGGCGAGCUGAGCAAGCUGGGCAAGGCGCACGCCACCACCAGCAACACGGUGAGCAAGCUGCUGGAGAAGGUGCGCAAGGUCAGCGUCAACGUGAAGACCGUGCGCGGCAGCCUGGAGCGCCAGGCCGGCCAGAUCAAGAAGCUGGAGGUCAACGAGGCCGAGCUGCUGCGACGCCGCAACUUUAAAGUUAUGAUCUACCAGGAUGAAGUGAAACUCCCGGCCAAACUGAGCAUCAGUAAGUCGCUGAAAGAGUCAGAGACAAUGCCGGAGAAGGAGGGCGACGAGCUGGGCGAGCAGCCCGAGGAGGACGCGGCGAUCGAGCUGUCCUCGGACGAGGCGGUGGAGGUGGAGGAGGUCAUCGAGGAGUCGCGCGCGGAGCGCAUCAAGCGCAGCGGCAUGCGGCGCGUGGACGACUUCAAGAAGGCCUUCUCCAAGGAGAAGAUGGAGAAGACCAAGGUGCGGACCCGGGAGAACCUGGAGAAGACCCGCAUCAAGACCAAGGAGAACCUGGAGAAGACGCGGCACACACUGGAGAAGCGCAUGAACAAGCUGGGCACGCGCCUGGUCCCCACCGAGCGCCGGGAGAAGCUCAAGACCUCCCGCGACAAGCUGCGCAAGUCCUUCACCCCGGACCACGUGGUCUACGCGCGCUCCAAGACGGCCGUCUACAAGGUGCCACCCUUCACCUUCCACGUCAAGAAGAUCCGCGAGGGCGAGGUGGAGGUGCUGAAGGCCACCGAGAUGGUGGAGGUGGGCAACGACGACGAGGAGGGCGGCGCCGAGAGGGGCGAGGCCCUCGACCUGCUGCGCGGGAGCAGCCCCGACGUGCACACGCUGCUGGAGAUCACCGAGGAGUCGGACGCCGUGCUGGUGGACAAGAGCGACAGCGACUGAGUGGGACGCGUGGGGCUCCGCCCGGAGGCCCUCCCCCCCGCCCCCCGCCCUUCCUGCCCCCACCCUGAUUUCUUUCCCUCUUGAACUUUCUCUUUCGCAUUCUUUCUCGGCCCCAAGCCGGGCUGACGUAUUUCUAAAUUGAGAACACCUUCCCCUCCAGAAAGCACCUUCCAAGUCUUACAACUGUCACUGAGAUGGGAGCGGGAGGCAGCCCCCACAGAGAACAGCCCCCAUUGGGGCAUCGUCUGGGUGGGAAUGGAAAGGGCAGUGACCCAUGUGCUGGCUGUGCAAGUUGGGGAUCCUACCCUUUGCAUAGUCGGCCCCCAAUGGGGCAGUCUGCCUUCCCCCUACCGCCCCCUCACACACCCAGCUGCUGUCAUUCCUGCUCACUGAGCUCUUCUUUCUUAUCCUGACCCCUGGAGGCUUCAAAGCCGAAAUUAACAUAAGAGCAAAGAGUGAAUCCCCAAGGAGACCUUUGCCCACGUGGGAGGGCCCAUACUGGAAGGACUUGAGAGCAGCUUUUGGGAGGACGUGGGCUGUGAAGGAGUGAGGGCAGAGUGAGCCAUGAGCCUGGAUGAAGGUCUGGCAGUCUGCAAAGGGUCCCAACAUGAAAAAGGCUGGAGCCCAGCAGAGCCCUGGGGGAGCAGGGGUGGAGGUGGGCACACUAACAUGUUGAUGCAUCUGCACACAGGAACUCGUGGCUAUGGCUUUGGGAAGGAGAAUAGGAAAUAGUAGAAGGUGGAAAUGGCUGAAGAGAGGAGCAUUUGCCUCAUUUGCAGCAUGAGAAACACGGGACAAGAAUCCUAUCUUACUGGGGUUCUCAGAAGACGGCAGGACCAUUUCAGGAUAAGGAAGGAUGAUUAGAAAGCGAUGAUCCAAAUAGAGAAGUAAGCCUCACCUCAUUCCUCAACUGGGAUCUGGGUGGUUCCCCAGGAGCAGUCCAUUUUUCAAAGCCCAGAAAAUUAGGGUCCCAGAAGGGGACAGCACCAGGCAGUGGAGAGCUGGGAGUUAUGGGGUGAGGCGGGUGGGGAGGGAGGGCAGACUAGAAAGAGAUCAGAGUGCUAAUGGCCAGGCCGCCAAACAGGGCCGGAGGGGAAGUGAGGAGAGUAUCGUGACUGUGUAAGGAGCAACCCAGCCUUGCCUGACUCCCGGCAGAUUCUUCUCAAGUUCCUUCCCUAGAACUAGUGUAAGAGCAGCAGGACUCGCCAAGACCUCCUUGCCCGUUUGGGUUCCUCUCCUGAAUCUUUGGGGGUGAGAGGGUCGUUGCUGCCAGGUUCUCCUCAGGAUACUGAAGUCCCAGUAAAGGGGUUGUCAGAAGCAAGGACAACUUCCCUCCCCUGCAAGUCACUUGUGGCAUGGCUCACAAGUUCCCUUAAGAAGAGGCCGGAAGCCCUGGCCAGUUUGGCUCAGUGAAUAGAGCAUUGGCCUGCGGACUGAAGGGUCCCGGGUUCGAUUUGAGUCAAGGGCACGUACCUUGGUUGCAGGUUCCUCCCCAGCCAGGUCCCUGGUCGGGGCUUGUGCAGGAGGCUACAAAUCAAUGUGAUUCUCUCACAUUUAUGUUUCUCUCUGUCUUUCUGUCUCUCUUCCACGCUCUCUAAAAAUCAAUGGGAAAAUAUCCUCAGGUGAGGAUUGACAAAGAGGCUGAAGGAUUCCUCCUCCCGGCCUUAUCUUCCCUGCUCUGCUUUUUAGAAUCGCAGCUAAUUGCUUUAAGGGGGGGAGGGAGGGAGGGAGCCUGGGGACAAACCUUUUUUACAAUACAAAGCUUUGCUUCCCCCUCCCCUUUUCUUGGAUCCCUUCUGUCUUGGGAAUGCUGGAGACAGGUCAGCUGAGGGAGGAUGGGGAUUGGGACAAGGUUCCUAGGUGCUGAGGGCCGAAGGGGCCUGAGUUGUGGGCAGACGCAGUUUCCUGCUGGCUCUGGGGAGUCUCUCAUAUUGCUGUGUCCUGGUGAGCAGCCCGACCAAUAAACCUGCUUUUCUAAAAGGAUCUGUGUUGGACUGUAUUCUCCAAAGGCAGUUAUAUAGAAUGAACUACCGAGGACAGGAGGGAACCAUGGAAGGAGGGAGGGAGG
Molecule: messenger RNA, 3415 nt
Organism: Myotis daubentonii (Daubenton's bat)
Lineage: Eukaryota; Metazoa; Chordata; Mammalia; Chiroptera; Vespertilionidae
Gene: CAVIN1
Product: caveolae associated protein 1
Biological process (GO): termination of RNA polymerase I transcription; transcription initiation at RNA polymerase I promoter
Cellular component (GO): cytoplasm; caveola
Molecular function (GO): rRNA primary transcript binding
Source: RefSeq, a predicted model, not a curated record